Messenger RNA from Saccostrea cuccullata (small rock oyster), 1166 nucleotides. RefSeq lists its product as uncharacterized. The coding region runs from base 22 to 1113 and encodes 363 amino acids. NCBI's taxonomy places the organism in Eukaryota, Metazoa, Mollusca, Bivalvia, Ostreida, Ostreidae. The transcript is spliced from 3 exons. The record is from RefSeq and is a predicted model, not a curated record. Gene Ontology annotation, molecular function: protein binding.
AUAUUGUUUGAUAACAUCGAAAUGAAUAGGGGAUACUCCUAUGAUAACAACACGGGAAUUUUCAAAGCCAAAAGGACUGGGUACUACUCCUUCUACAUGACGGCUAGAACCGAGUCCCAUCGCUAUGUCAUGAUGGAACUUCGGAAGAAUGGCGUCAGGGUGGGGUCUAUCACUAAUGACGUUUUGCCUGCCAACAGCUGGCAUUUUGAAGAUGGUGCGAAUGCUAUAGUGCUUGCCUUGAACAAGGGAGAUGAAAUGACGGUCCAUGCCAACGGCACGCUGCAGAGUGGCUCUACUUUAACCUUGUUUUCAUUGCGAACUCUAAUGGAAUCUCCUCAAGAAGUCUUAUAUGCCAGCAUCCCUGACGGCACUGUGAUUCAAGGAGGCCCAUGGGAACAUCUAGCUUAUGAUGACGUACACAUCAACACAGCCCAAACUUUCACAGCGAACACCAAUUACACCGUGUCUAGCUCCGGAUAUUACGUCAUCAGCAUGACCACCUGUCUCCUGGACUCGGCCAUUCACGCCUCUUACCUCGAUGGCCGUUUUAAGAUGAUUCAUUACUCAACCUUGUCGGUUUCUACUCGAACCUCAAACUCCUACACAUUUAUGGCCAGAUAUAAUCAGGGUGACGUCAUACAGAACCAAUUCUAUACUUUCAACACGACACGGGUAUCAAAUGAAACAUCUAUUGCAGUGUUCAAGUAUUUUGAUUUGAAUGAAACCAAUGUGGUUGUAGUGACAGCUACUCAAAAGGAAUUUCAUUUGUCUUGUGAGCAAGAAUUUUGUAAUCCGUUUGCCAAUGGAGCUGUACGUGAAAACUUGGGUUCAGCCUUAGACCCCGUUUCUGGGGUUUUCACCUCGCCCCGUUUUGAUAUGUACCUCAUUUCCGUCAAUUUGUUUGCAACCCAGGUGGACACCAUUUUUCAGAUACUUGUCGAUGGUGAAGUUAUAGAUACCAUUCGCAGCGAUGGACCAGCAAAUGACAACUUCACUAAUGAUAGCAAGCUGGUUCUGAUUAAGAGUCUGGAAUACGGUCAAACAGUAGAGGUUAAAAUGAAAGGCCGGACGCUGUUCUUCACCAUGCUCUCCAUUUGGACUCUGACUUCCUGAUCUGAAAACGAGGCCUUAAAGAGCUUCAAGCAUUGCCAUGUUUUUUGCUUUAU